AUGACGUCCAUAGUAAACUAUUCCACCGCGGGCGAUCCCAAUACAGAGCCGUCUCACCCCAUUUCCGCCGAACCACAGCGAGAGGCGACGGUGGUGGCCAGAAAAUCCGUCACCUACUUUUUGCGAGAAGUCCACUAUUCCUUUUCCCCGUUCCAGCGCGAUCCGGAGCUCGAAGCUCGUGUCAAAGACAUUACACGAACUUGGACAUAUGAAGAGCAAAUCCGGCCUCAGAUCAUCACCGGCCUGGCGAUCACGGAGGCCGCGUAUCCUCACCUGACCAUGAAAACAAAAGUAGGAGUCGCCCUAUUCACUGCUUCUACUACGGCAAUGGACGGUCCAGAGACACCGAAUAAAGUUGCAUCAAGCGGAUUUCAUCGCAAGCUUUGCGAUGGAGCCAUCUAUGAUGAAGGAAACAUCUUCGCAGAUUUCGUCACAAUCUUGAGUGGAACGUGGCAAUGUUACCCGCCGUUCGGGUCGAAUAUGAUCAUGGUAUCUGCUCUCCAAUUCAUGAAUGCAUCGAUCCUCGAGGGGCUCGGCAACGGCGCUGCAAUUACCUCACGUUCCUUUGUCGAAUACAGACGGUUCAUAGGUGGUAUGCCUGAGGCAUACGCGUACUUCAUUUGGGAGAAGGCUCGUUUUCCUGACGAAAGAGUUUAUCUGAAGGUCCUGCCGGAUGCAGUAUCUUAUAUCAACUUCACGAAUGACAUCAUGUCGUUCUACAAAGAGGUACUGGAAGGCGAUACGACAAAUUAUAUAUCCGAUCGCGCACGAGUGACAAGCAAAUCGAUCUUGGAGACUUUACAGGACACGGUGGACGAGACGGUCGCUGCUCAUCACCGAAUUCGCAGUAUCCUUGGCGAGGGUGCAGCUCGGGAUGCAUGGGACAGCUUCGCUAACGGAUACAUCAGCUUUCAUUUGGGCGAUCCCCGAUACCGCCUCCGAGAUCUGCUAGACUGCGAGUACUUGUUCAACCACGCGGAGUACUAG
Fibroporia radiculosa is the source of this 987-nucleotide messenger RNA. RefSeq lists its product as uncharacterized. The record is from RefSeq and is a predicted model, not a curated record. The transcript has 5 exons. Gene Ontology annotation, molecular function: carbon-oxygen lyase activity, acting on phosphates. Lineage: Eukaryota; Fungi; Basidiomycota; Agaricomycetes; Polyporales; Fibroporiaceae. The coding region runs from base 1 to 987 and encodes 328 amino acids.